GAAGUAGAUAAAGGAAGGAAAUGCACAGAGGCAGACAGAAAUAGGGAAGCAAUGAGAAUACAAAGCUCAGUCCUAUUCGCUGCCACGCACAAAAUCCCAGCGCAGAUUUUAAGAUGAUGUUUUUGCUUGUGCUGAUAAUGCUGACAGCAUGUGCUGCAAGUCCUCAAGAUCUGUCAAAUAAAAUGUUCACCUUUCCACAGCAAACCAACAGAGCUCAUGUGAGGCUGAAUACAACAAUGCAGGAUUUCAGUGCUGUAACCGUCUGUCACAGGUCCUUUACAGACCUCAAAAGAGACCACGGCCUUUUCUCUUUGGCCACACCCUCUAAUCAAAAUGAAUUCCUGAUUUUCUGGGAUGAUACACAUAAGGAGAUGGAGCCCCAUAUUAGGAACGGAAAGGCAGAAUAUGGUGGAUGGGACUACAAGCCAAACAUGUGGCACUCUAUUUGUACCACAUGGGACUCUGCUUCUGGACUGGUGCAGCUGUGGUUUGAUGGACAACCUUCGAUUAGGAAAUUCAUCACCUCUGGAUCAAACAUCAGAGGAUCGCUGAUAAUUAUUUUAGGACAGGAGCAGGAUUCCCAUGGCGGUGGGUUUGACAUUAAGCAGUCUUUUGUUGGCAUGAUGACUGAUGUCCAUAUGUGGGACUACGUCCUCUCCCCCUGUGAGAUCCACAACUAUGUGGAUGAACUAAACUUCACUCCAGGGAAUGUGCUCAACUGGAGGGCACUGGACUUCCAGAUUGUAGACAGGGUGCUAAUAGAGGAUAAAUUCAAGACAUGUCACUGAAAAUUUAAAACAAGACCAUCACAAACCUCAGAAAAUUAUUUCAUAUUUUCUAUGCUGUUACGUAAAAUUUAUAUAGUAUAAAUUACCAAUUCUAUGUUAAUCAUUGUUUAGUAAAGAAUAGGUUUAGAUUUUUUCAACUCUAUCAUAAUAAAAUAAUCACAGUUAGAGAGUUAUUUUUCAUCACUUUGAUUAUUUUACCUGUUCUUUCUGUAAAGAGAUCACUUCCUAAUAUGACUGUGCUGUAAAAGAUGGGGAUGUCUCAAAGGUAUUGGGAUACAUCAUUUCAGUUAAAGCUAUAAUAGGGGUUCAGUAGUCCUGAGUUAGCCAAAUUAAAUAGAUUUUUACAAUAAAGUUGUUCUGAGAAGGUGCCACUUGACAGCUAGUAUGGAGAGGAGGAAUGAUUAUGAUGACUCUCAACAUACGUGCAAGUUGUAAUGGCUCAAAUGCAGAACUUACAGGCAGUGAAAGUAGACUGAAAGCUUAGUUUACUAUGUUGUUGAUCACAAAAAUGUUAAGUCACAGACAGGCAAAAGUCUAAAUGGCCGGAAGCUGGUUGACAGACUGGCAACAGCACUAAAAGUGUAGAAAAGUUAUAAUUAGCUGACUUGCUUGUAAAAAAAAUCCAUAUUUUUCAGUUCAUUGCAAGACAAAAUUUCUUUACGUGUUAUGCAAUUGUUUAUGAUCACUAACAUUACGUCCUGAUCUGGUUUCAUUUUUUAGUCAAUCAAUAAAAAGGUGAAGAAAAAAAUAAAAACACUGAAUUGAAGGACCACA
This is a messenger RNA of Lates calcarifer (barramundi perch), 1562 nucleotides long. RefSeq names its product C-reactive protein. The record is from RefSeq and is a predicted model, not a curated record. The coding region runs from base 114 to 788 and encodes 224 amino acids. NCBI's taxonomy places the organism in Eukaryota, Metazoa, Chordata, Actinopteri, Centropomidae. The transcript has 5 exons.